Molecule: messenger RNA, 1338 nt
Organism: Tilletiopsis washingtonensis
Lineage: Eukaryota; Fungi; Basidiomycota; Exobasidiomycetes; Entylomatales
Exons: 1
Coding region: 102-1163 (353 amino acids)
Source: RefSeq, a predicted model, not a curated record
CGUGAGGGAGGGCUGCGUAGCGCUCAGAUCACCUCGAGCAAGUGAGGAGGACCUCUUGCUGGCACAAGGCUGCGAGGAGCAACAGGGACCGGCAGAGAUCAAUGGCAUGCCUUCCCGUCUCGAGACAGCGAGCACGAGGCGCGAGUGAUGAUGUGUGCCCAGCAGCGCUGCAGCCCUUAGCAGCCUGCAGACCCGAGCUUCCAGAGACAGGCAUCCAAUCGUCGAUGCGCCGCUGUCAAGCUGCUCAAGGACAUGUCAGCCAGAGAGGCGGCAGGCUGGCAGCCCCCAGCACGCCCGCAUGCCGUCGCCUCCCGCCGCACACGAAAGAUCUCCGGCGCCGAGAGCGGGCACGGGCUUCUCUCGGCGCUCGCUGUCGGCGCUUCAAGCAGCGGCAGCGUCUCGCCCUCGCUCGCUCGUUGCUGCGCAAGAGGGAGAUGCGCUUCCGCCUGUUUGCCCGAGCUGCCGGCGUCUGCACGAGCGCCGCAGCGCUGCGCCCUCCGCCAAAGGACCUCGCCUCGUGCUGCGUCUGCGCUGCGCCCGCCUCGCUCGGCUCUUCCGCCAGCCGUGGCUGCGGCCAUGGCAGCCUCAGCGCAGAUGCGGCUGCGGCGUGCGCUGCUCGGUUGAUUCUCGCUCUUCGCUGCGACGCCGAGCGUGGAGCUCCCAGGUCGCUGCGGCGGCGGCCAGAGGCUCGCACGACAUCGAUCUGCCGCCCGGCCCGGGAUCUGCGCUGCUGCUUGCCGAGGCUGCUCUCCGUGCCGCAUGUGGGCGUGCCGCGUGGUGAGGCGCGGCCUGCUGCAGACGCAGCGCCCAGACAGGCGUUCCUGAGCUGGUCUGGAUCUUCGAGACGGGCCUGCGCUCGCAGUCGCAGCGGUAGCAUGACGAUUCUUCGCUGGUGCUGGCUCUGCAGAUGCGAUGCCGCUGUGCUGCAGCUGCAAAGGCUGCGCUGCACGACGGUCUCAAAAUAUCGCGCUUCCGACGGCGCUUCUGCGAGUCUGGCGACGCUCGAAGCCGGAAGGCCCAGCUCUGCCGCUCGGGCUUGCGCUGCUGCGCCAAUUGAAGCGCAAGCCAGAGCCGCAGCGGCAGGAGCCAAGCGGCAGUCGACGCUCCGAUGCCGCCGGUUUGUGGUGCUAGGGCGACCUCAGGGCGUAGUGCGCGCCGCCUGAUGCUGUGCUCGCGGCUGAGCCUCUCUCUCUCUGCAGCCGAGCGGAGAGGAGAGAGGCCCGGAAUACCCCCAGCUGCGGGCGCAAGGCUCCGACGAUGGCCCAGAGCGCAGCGGCAGGCUGGGCAGGACGAGGUGGCAUGCCGACGGCGGAGCGGGCCGCGUAAGAGAUCGAUAGG